Cryphonectria parasitica EP155 is the source of this 693-nucleotide messenger RNA. RefSeq lists its product as uncharacterized. The record is from RefSeq and is a predicted model, not a curated record. Lineage: Eukaryota; Fungi; Ascomycota; Sordariomycetes; Diaporthales; Cryphonectriaceae. The transcript has a single exon. Bases 1 to 693 code for a protein of 230 amino acids.
AUGGCGUCCAGACACAGCAGCAGGCUUGCCAGGAUAUUCCCCUGUUUCCACAACGAUGCAGGCGAGCAUCUGUCCUCCCCCAGCAAUGACCAUGACCACCCAUCAGCAUCCAAAGUACCAUCAUCCGCCCCCGAAGCAAAGUCCAAAUCGAAACCUACCCGCCCAGCCAGACACAUGUCCACUAAGCAGCAGGCUGAGGCCUACAUCCCGACUUGGCAGCGCCUAGACGUCCCCGACAAGUCCGCCGCCACCGGACGCCGCAAGGCUGCCUCCGUCUCCAACGGGUCCAGCUUCGAUUUCUCCACCUCCACCUCCACCUCCACAGAAAGUCUCGAGAGCAGAAGAAGACACAAGAGGAGCCAGUCCGAGGAGGGCAGGAAUAGCAACAUGCUCUACUUUGGCGACGGAACCUCGCCGCCCCCAGCCCGGAGGAUGUUCAACAGCGCUGCUGGUAGCGGCGGCGGCGGCAUGGCCAGUAGCAGCAGCACGCAAAUGAGCUCGUCCCUACCGGCCAGGGGCGGGAACGGGAUCUUGACUGGACGCGAUGCGAGUGGGUAUACGGCGACGGGCAUGACGAGUUCGAAUAUCAUGAGCGGCACGUACGCGAGCCUCACGUACGGGGGAAGUCUGCAGGCCAACUAUGCGCAGAACCAGAGCUUUGGGGCUGGGACGGGACUUGGAGGGCUGGGCUGA